Messenger RNA from Lingula anatina, 2174 nucleotides. RefSeq names its product protein mono-ADP-ribosyltransferase PARP14. NCBI's taxonomy places the organism in Eukaryota, Metazoa, Brachiopoda, Lingulata, Lingulida, Lingulidae. The record is from RefSeq and is a predicted model, not a curated record. Gene Ontology annotation, molecular function: transcription corepressor activity; NAD+ poly-ADP-ribosyltransferase activity. Gene Ontology annotation, biological process: negative regulation of gene expression; protein poly-ADP-ribosylation. Gene Ontology annotation, cellular component: cytoplasm; nucleus.
UAGGGAAAAUGUCAACUGGGGAAAUGAAGAAGACGGAUGGUUUCAAUCUCCAAUGCCAAAAAAUCUACCAUGUUGUCUGUCCGGAUUGGGGACCUGCAAAAGAACAGACGCUGUCCAGGUUAAUGUCACAGUGUUUAGAACAAGCACACCAGGAUGGAGUAUCAUCUAUAGCAUUUCCUGCUCUUGGAACCGGGAACCUGAAAUUUCCCAAAGAUGUUGUGGCUGACGUCAUGUUUAAGGAGGCCUUGCAAUUCAGUGCAAAGAACUCGCAGACCAAAGUCAAGGAGAUUCGAUUUGUUCUUUAUCCUCAAGAUACACAAACUAUCACUGCUUUUAAGAUGAAAUUGUUCGAAGUACAGGGACGGCCCAAAACUGUGCAUUUUCGUCGUCGAAAAGGCAUAACAAUGCAAUUGGAAAAGCCUAACUUUAUGGAGCUGUCUUGUAAUGCAGUAACUGUGCAAGUCAAGCAGGGCAAUGUUAUGGAAGAUACUGUUGAUAUUAUUGUGAAUACUGUUGACCCACAACUCAAUAUGGGGGUGCUUGGGAAGCAUUUGGUAAAAGCUGGAGGUAACGAUAUCAAGAAAGAACUACAAACUAAAAAGAGACAUGCACAGAAUGGGGCGGUUCUAGAUACAACCCCCGGCAAACUUCCUUUUAAGAGAAUUUACCACGUGGUUAUUCCACCAGCCAAUCAGAUUCAUCGAAGCAUUCAGCAGUGCUUACUUUUGGCUGAGAAAUUCGGAUUUUCUUCAAUCGCUUUUCCUGCCAUAGGAACAGGUAAAGCUAACUUGGAUCCAGCGAAUUGUGCCAAAGAGACACUGAGUGGUAUAUUUCAGACCCUCCAGGAAAAUAACAUUGAAAGUUUGAAGAUGAUUUGUGUUACGGUUUACGACCAGGGGCAAAUUCCGAUUUUUAUAGACGAAGCAAGAGCUCAGAGUACAGUUACAGGCAGAACAAGAAAAGGUCGUCGCCAAUCCAUGCGCCAACGCCAAAGCCUUACAGCUUUACAAAGAGUGGUACUUGAUGUAUAUGGAGCCAGCGAUAAAGUUGCCGAAACAGACGAGGACAUUGCAGCUUUUAUUAAACAGAACAUCCAAAAGGAAACCAUUGAGUUGAAGGGACAUACAAUUACACAAGCUGACAUAGCAGAAAUACGAGACCUUGAGGUUGAACGAGGAGUAACAGCCACCAUAGAUACAAAUACGUCAACAAUAUCGAUUGUGGGAUGUCCUGUGGAUGUUUCUCCGACUGUCAGCACUAUCUACAAAAUAAUCCAUAAGAAGAUAGAAGACAGAGCAGAGGAGGACAAAGCUGCAGCACUCCAGCAGAAAAUUCAGUGGUGUUGGUUAGCUGCUAAAGAUCAGAGUAGGGAGCCUUUUGAUAAAAUGACAAACUAUCGUGUGGAAUUGGCUCACAGAGCAAGGGAAGGGUCAGUGGUGUACGAGAUAGAAGGCAGUCCUUGUAAGUUGGAUUUUAGCACUAUGACAGAGACGGAUUGCAGUAAUGACAUUGUUACCCAGGUUAUACGAGAAGUCAAAGAUCCUUCCUUACCUUCUCAUUGGUCACCUCAACCACGUGACAGUGAUAUCCCGCAUGCUGUGCAUCAAGUGAAUAUAAAAGCUGGGGACCAGGAGUUCAACAAAGUGGCCGAGCAGUUCAACGCCGCCUUUGACACUGACGGUGUGCGAAGAAAGAAAAUCGUUCAACUGCUGAGAAUCCAGAACCCACAUUUAUAUAAGCAGUAUAAGACAUACAGUGCUAAACUGGAGCGUGAGAACCAAGGGAUGAACAAUGAGAUGUCACUUUUUCAUGGAACGUCAGAAGCUAAUUGCGAUUACAUAAGCCACCAAGGGUUUAACAGAAGCUUUGGUGGAUUAAACGUUGGCGCCAUCUUUGGAAAAGGGGUAUACUUUGCCAAAAAAGCCACCUAUUCUGCCCAGCCCUGUUACUGCAAGCCUAAUGCAGCCGGGGAGCAGUUUAUGUUCCUGGCCAAGGUACUUGUUGGAUCCUACACAAAGGGACACCGCAAGAUGCUGACUCCUCCCCCUAAAGAUCCUGAUAAACCACUGGAGACAUACAACUCUGUGGUAGACAAUACAAAAACACCGACCAUUUUUGUGAUAUUUUAUGACGCGCAAGCCUAUCCCGAAUAUCUAAUUAAGUUCAAGGCAUAG